This is a messenger RNA of Truncatella angustata, 4346 nucleotides long. Its product is annotated as pectate lyase superfamily protein-domain-containing protein. The record is from RefSeq and is a predicted model, not a curated record. The transcript has 6 exons. NCBI's taxonomy places the organism in Eukaryota, Fungi, Ascomycota, Sordariomycetes, Amphisphaeriales, Sporocadaceae. Bases 43 to 3900 code for a protein of 1285 amino acids. Gene Ontology annotation, molecular function: polygalacturonase activity.
CCGCCUUUACCAGCCGGCACACCCCAUCCGCCGCCGGAUUAUAUGAAAGACAAUGUGAACAACUAUUGGGGCACCGCACCAGAUAAGGGCUCUAUGACUGGACCUGUCCUCGGGUCUCUCAAUGAAAGCGCCUUGGAGGCCAUCCAUGGGGCGAAGCAAGAACGCGACAACAGCGAUGAUUACUGGCUAUCAAGUCUGGGUAGCAUUGGUUCCAUGCCCUUGGCAGAUCCUGGCUAUCAGUUUUUCCGCAAUGUCAAGGACUUUGGCGCCAUUGGAGACGGCGUUACCGAUGACACAGCUGCCAUUAAUCGAGCAGUGGCUGCCUUCAGCUCGAGCGACAUUAGCACGCUUCGCUGCGGCGAUGAUUGCGGUUCGACAACAACUCAGGGAGCACUCAUAUACUUCCCUUCUGGUACCUAUCUUAUCUCCACACCUAUCAUUCAGUAUUACUACACUCAGUUUGUUGGCAACCCGAACAGUAAACCCAUAAUUCUGGGUUCGGAGAACUUUACUGGAAUCGCUCUUUUUGACUCGGAUUUCUAUAUCCCCGGCGGCAAUGGUGAUGAAUGGUACAUCAACCAGAGCAACUUUUACCGCCAGAUCAGAAACUUUGUCUUUGACAUGACGGCUCAAAAUUGGACCAAUUAUGAUAACGACCAAGAGUAUGUACCUUCAGGUGUUCACUGGCAGGUGGGCCAAGCGACCAGUAUCACCAACUGCGACUUCAAAAUGGCCGUCUCAGCUGAGGGUCAAGCAGCGACAGCUGUAGGAAUCUAUAUGGAAAAUGGAAGUGGUGGUUUUGUUUCCGAUCUGACCUUUGUUGGAGGCAAUAUCGGGUUCCUCGCGGGGAGCCAGCAAUUCACCGCUACCAACUUGCAAUUCACCUCUUGUCUCACGGCUAUCUUCCAACAAUGGAGUUGGGGCUUCACGUGGAAGAACAUAUACGUCCUUUCUUGCUAUGUUGCCAUUGAUGCAACCUCCUACUCGGGCACCUUGGAACAGGGCACCGGCUCGAUCGCCGUGGUCGACUCGCACUUCAACGGGGUGCCGUACGCGAUCACCCUCGGCCAGAACGAAGAUCAGCAGCCCACUGUGGUCCUUGAUAAUCUUCUCGUUGAGAACUCCGACUCGAUAGUUCUCAUCUCGGGCGGUGAUACCCUUCUGGCGGGAUCGGCAAGUGCCACAUAUAUCAAUUCUUGGGCCAAUGGGUACGAAUAUCUCCCGAAUGGUGCCGGGGGCAAGAGACAAGGCUUCAUGAGUCCGGCACCGGAGAAGCCGUCAUCACUCCUCGAUGAUGACGGGGCUUACUUUUCUCGUCUCAAACCACAGUACGAAGACGUGUCGGCUGGUAGCAUCAUUGUGGCAACAGAUCAGGGUAUUUCCAACGAUGGAACUGGCGAUCAGACCGAUGCCAUCAACUCAAUGCUGGCUGGUAAUGUAGGAUCCUUGAUUUACUUCCCUGCUGGUGUUUAUCUGGUCGAGGGUACAGUUCAAGUACCUGUUGGCAGCAAGAUUAUUGGCUCUGGCUGGAGUCAACUCAUGGGAACAGGCUCAUAUUUCCAGGAUGAGUCAAACCCCCAAGUAAUGGUCCAAGUUGGCAACGAAGGCGACUCUGGCAUCAUUGAGAUCACAGACUUGCUAUUCACGGUGAAGGGUCCUACAGCGGGGGCCAUUUUGAUGGAGUGGAAUGUUCACGAAGACAGCCAAGGAAGUGCUGGCAUGUGGGAUAGCCAUUUCCGUGUUGGUGGUGCCACUGGUUCUGACCUCCAGGUGGGGGAUUGCCCCUCGAAGAGCUCAUCUGUAAAUGAAGAGUGUAAAGCCGCAUCUCUACUGUUACAUGUCACAUCAAAAGCUUCAGGUUACUUCGAGAACGUCUGGGCUUGGGUUGCCGAUCAUGACUUAGACAACCCUGCGAAUGCCGACGCAACGGAAAGCACCGAUGGAAUUCCUCUGAAUGUUCACACCCAAAUUUCCAUCUAUGCAGGUCGUGGUAUACUUAUUGAGUCGCAAGGGCCAACAUGGAUGUAUGGAACGGCAUCUGAGCAUGCUCAGAUGUACCAAUAUCAGUUGUACAACGCUUCCAACAUCUAUCUCGGCCACAUGCAAACCGAAACCCCUUACUAUCAGCCCAACCCCGUUGCCACUGGGCCAUUUGUGGCCGGUCAGUUUCCUUCCGAUCCAACCUUCUCGAAUUGUGCCGAGGAUUAUUGUAAGGAGGCCUGGGCUUUACGCGUGCUCAACUCCAAUAACGUCUACAUUUACUCGGCCGGAUUCUACUCCUUCUUCUCAGACAACGAGCUUGGGUGCACUGAUCAGGAAGAAUGUCAAUUAGCGCUCAUCGAGACCAACUAUGCUUCAGAUUUAUAUUUAUACAACAUCUUUACGAAGGGCAACGUUCAAAUCGUUACCCCGCGUGGCGGUCUGCCUGCGCUGCUUUUUAACUCCACGACCAAAGAUGGCUACACAAGUGAGAUCGCUGCUUGGCUAGCUUUGUCCACUACUGGAGAAGAUAUCGGAGAUGACUCAGUAUCUGGCCCAGGUAACGGAACGGACUCCGGAUACGUCACCAUAGACCCUGCGAUCUGGAACGAGCCAACGGACUCUGUAACUGUUGCAUGUAACGCACCGUGCACAUAUGUGCUACCUCCCCUUACUCUGGCAACGGAUACAACGUUUUCCUACCCACUAUACACUGGUACAAUGGAAGUUGGUUGGCCCACCACUCAGACUUUUACGUAUCUAGGUACAACCUCGACAACCGUUGGCUACAUCAGUGUCAUCACAACAACCACCAUAACAAUUCCUGCAGUAACAACAUCUGUCAUUUCCGUCUACAACGUACCUGUCGGCAGUGACGCCGGCGGUACCAUCAUUUAUGCUACGCCUAGCAUAGUACAAUCCCCUUUCAUCAUUUCAGAUGCCACCAUUAUCAAUGGUACUACGCAUUCGCUCAACACUAGAACCUUCACUCCACCACCAUGGCCGGGUAGUGACUGGUCUGAGUCAACUCCCACCGCCAGUGUCUCUGGUUCGACCAAGACCUCGUCCACAAUAGUCUUAACAAUCCCAACCAGUACUGGUAACACGGGUGGCUCAAAGACUUCACACGAUACACAUUUCCCACCAAUUACACACACGGACGGACCGCCCAAGCCCACAUGUAUUACGCCAGGUGGCUGUGGCUCUGGCUGCAAGAUAUUCUGUGACCCUUGUUUCCUGACUUGUCCGGAUACCAAUGGUAUAAAUUGGUGGGACUCUAAUGAUCCGGACAGGCCCGUCGAUCCGAGCGACCCCAAUGACCCAGACAACGAGGACUGCACGACUGCGACCUAUAGUUCGUGCAGCACUCAUUGUAUUACAGCCGCUGCAACAUCAAGUUGCACGAGCACGUGCAAAGACGUGGUCGGCUGUGAUACGACAGGAACAGAGGUGAUGGCCGGCUACACCAUGGCACCGGUCUUCACGCCAAUUUUUGAGCUUUGGACUGGAUUGAAAGAUAUGGAUGACCCAGCAGAGUGGGAGCCAAAAUUGAUUUCCGAGGUCCUGGGCUCGACAACUACCCCCCCGGUAGUGACCAGCACGAAGACCAUAACCACUGUUCACACAGGCGAGCCAACAACUACGACUACUACAACUGUAGUGACCACAACGAGCACUUGGGAGGUUGUUCUCUACGCUACUACCUAUUGUAUAACUGGAGAUUUCGACGAAUAUUAUACAUUAGAAGGCCCAGCGUAUCCGGAACUGUCUGAUAACGUGGAGUGCAUAUCGAUCCCCCGAGUGGGUAUCCGAGUGAUAUCUUUGACGAGUCAUCCAUCAAUUGCCGGCACUAUACAGAUGGUGGAAAGACGUGGAGUGGUUGUGAUGACAGCCUCUUCAAUGAACCAGGAUCAUGGGUGAUCAAAGGAGGUAGAUGCCAGGUAUUCAGUGAAAGCGGUUGUCCCAAUGAUUCGGGCGAAUAUGAUUACUACGAGCCUGAGGGAUGCCAUACGUAUGGAGUGGCCAUCUACGACGAUAUCAAGACUUGGAAAUCCAUGAAGUGCUUCUCCGAUGGCACAGCAACGACACAGUCGCUCCGUACCAAUUCACUUGUCGCAGCGAGCACUCCCAACAACACUGUCGUCGAUGCGGGCGACGUUUUGUGUUGGAGCGACUACAACAACUACAAUUCCAGCGACAUCGACAGGUAUCAAGAAUUCACAUUGGCUGAUGCUCAGCAAGCGUCCUCGGCAUUCUGCGCCGCCAACUACACACUCACGCCAGAUAAACCGCAUGGCUUUUCCCAAGCUUAUAGCAGCAACAACUACACUUUAUAUGCACAGAUGAGAUGGGCGGAUGGCCCGGAC